AGAGUGUGUGUGAGUAGGCGUUUACAGAGUCGCAGCGCCCAUUGGCUGACCGUGCAAGCAGAGGCUACUGCUGCUGCUGACACUGCCGCUCCCGCUGCCCGGACACUCACCGACGCAUCGAUGCCCCCGGCGAGUUAUUUCCAAGCAGCCCACGGAGCAAGAUAGGGAGGAAGGAGCGAAGUCUCUCUGGAGUUCAGAGAGGCCUGGUGUCAAACCCGGAAUUUAGGAAUCUAAACUGUGCGCUGAACCUUCAGAUAAGCCGCCACUUAACAAGCACACGGACCCCUUCCCACCCAUCCCACCCCCGUGAGUUCUUUCACCGGUGCCGCUUUAUCGACCAUGUCGGAAGACCAAAUCAACGUCGCUGAGAACAAGCUGCUCUACGAAGAAUUCAGGAGCGCGAGCACAUUGAAGAUCAUUCGAAGUUCCUUUGCCAAACUCUGCAAACAACUGGGGGUAGAUCAUCAAGAAGAAAGCCCCUUUUAUCCACGCUUUCGCGACGCCCUCCAGAACGUGUGGCAGGCCAAGGAGCUCUUUAAAUAUGUGGACAAACGGGCGAACAUGGAAGAAUACGAGCAGGGAAAGGCGUGUAGCGGAGUUAAGGGCCUGGUGGUGGGCGCCGGGCCGUGCGGCCUGCGCGUGGCCAUCGAGCUGGCGCUGCUGGGCGCGCGCGUCGUCCUGGUGGAGAAGCGCGACGUCUUCGCCCGCAACAACGUCCUGCACCUGUGGCCCUUCACGGUCGACGACCUGGCUCAGCUCGGGGCCAAGAAGCUCUACAGGCAGUUCUGCACCGGCGGGCUGGACCACAUCAGUAUUCGACAGCUGCAGCUGAUCCUGCUCAAGGUGUGCCUGAUGGUGGGUGUCGAGGUCCAUGUCAACACGGAGUUUGUCGGCCUCGUGGAGCCCACGGCAGACAAGGAGCACGGAUGGAGAGCUUCCUGGAAGCCUGACAAUCGCGCUGUGUCUGCAUAUGAAUUCGAUGUCCUCAUUGAAGCUGGAGGAUCAGGUGGAAAAAGACUGGACGGGUUUAAAGUGAAGGAGUGCCGCGGACAGCUGGCUAUCGGAGUCACGGCAAACUUCGUGAACCGCAAAACCAAAGAAGAGAUCAUGGCAAAGGAGAUCAGCGGCGUGGCCUCCAUUUACAACCAGAACUUAUUCAACGAACUUCACGAUGCCACCGGCAUCAGCUUGGAGAACAUCGUCUAUUACAAGGGCGACACUCACUACUUUGUGAUGACGGCAAAGAAGCAGAGCCUGUUGGAAAAAAAGGUCUUGAAGCAGGACCAGACGGACGCCGGCAAGCUGCUGUCGCCCGAGAACGUGAACAAGGAGGCGCUGCAGAAGUUCGCGCUCGAGGCCGCCAACUACUCGACGGACAACAGCCUGCCGCGGCUCGACUUCGCCAGGAACGGCCGGGGCGACGCCGACGUGGCCGUCUUCGACUUCACGUGCAUGCGCCAGGGCGAGCACUCGUCCCUGGUGCGCGAGGUGCACGGCACGAGGUUGCUGCUGGGCCUCGUAGGGGACAGCUUGCUGGAGCCCUUCUGGCCACUGGGGACAGGCUGCGCCCGUGGGUUUCUGGCCGCGUUCGACAUGGCCUGGAUGGUGGUGGGCUGGGCAAAGGGGAAACCUCCUCUGAAGCUGCUGGCUGAAAGGGAGAGCGUGUUCAAGCUGCUGGCACAGACAUCUUCGAACAACAUCAAAUCAAGCACGAAGAACUUCAGCAUCAACCCAGCGACGCGCUACACCAACCUCAACCUAAACGCCUGCCGACCUCAGCAGGUCGCUCCUCUGUACAUCGGUCAGAAAAAACCGCAAGGCGCCGACAAGACACUGAAGAACACUGAAGAACCAAUACCGGCCGAAAGCGUGUGCGACCCCGCGAGGCCAAAACCCGUGCCGGCUUUACGGCGCGAAAAGCUGAUCAGGUGGUGCCAGGAGUGCACUCGCGGCUACCCGGGCGUGAACAUCACGGACCUCACCACGUCCUGGCAGAACGGCCUUGCGCUCUGUGCCCUCAUCCACAGGUUCUAUCCCGACCUCAUCGAGUUCAUCAAACUGGAUGCGGAGAAUGCCGUGGAGAACAACCGGCAGGCGUUCGAAGUGGCGGAGCGGGAGCUGGGCAUUGCGCCCAUCACCACGGCCGAGGAGAUGGGGUGCCAGGACGGCGGGCCCGACCUGCUGGCCAUGGUGGCGUACCUCACCCGCUUCUACAACCUGCUGGGCAAUACCCCUCCGCCGACCGCAGCCAUCAGCAGGAAGCGCACCACUAUCAAGUCCAACUCGCCGCUCGUCCUCGCCAGCAAGCUCAGGCAGACCUUUUACAAGAGGCGGAAGUCGUUGGAGGGGUCACGGAGGAAUGCCGUGAGGAAGCCGAAACGUGGCGAGGAAACUCCAAAUAAGGAUGCGAUCGGCGCGGACACAUCGAGCCAAACGAAGGACAACGUGAAACCUGUCCCAGCGAUCCGUAAGAAGCUGCUGCCCACCUCCAGUCAGGCUGGAGCCACACAGGACGACGACUCUGGCGAGCCGCCACGGCCACCGCAGCAGCAGUCCUCCAUCGAGCGGUCGUCAUCGUCACAGAAGACGCUGAGGAGCGAGCCGCAGAGCAGCGUGUGCUUCUUCUGCGAGAAGCACGUGUACGUGCUGCAGCGACUGAGCGCCGACGGGAAGUUCUUCCACCGCGAGUGCUUCCGGUGCAGCCACUGCGAGGCCGCCCUGCACCUCGGAGACUUUGCCUUCGACGACGAGGAAGAAAAGUUUUACUGCAAACCACAUUUCUGCUUACGGAAGAGUCCUACCUUCAGCACAAGAAAACGAAUGUUUGAGAAGAUGCGGCAGACUGUGAAAAUAUCUCUGGACAAUAAGAAGAAAAAGGAAUCUCAGAAGAGUGCAGAAGAGUCGAAAGAAAGAUCAGAAGCAGAAUUGAAAAAACCCAGCGAGCACAAACCACUUAAGGGAACGGUGAAGAACGAGGAAAACCUUCCGGCGGGAGGUGACCGCCUGACACCGCAACAAUCUCGACCAGAAAAGGAAAAUUCAGUGGGACAAGGAUCCGUUGAGAAGACGACAAAAGCUGAGGAAAAUGCAAAGCCAGUUGUCCCACACCGACCUGACACGAGCGUCACAGAGGAGCCACAGGGCAAGGACCAGGAUACGGUGCCCGGUUCAGAAGAUGCUGCCGAUGAUGUGGAACAACCAAAGAAGUCGAAGAGCAUUUGGAAAAGAUUUAAAGGAAUGUUCAGAUCGAGAUCGCUGACAGAUCUCAGAGACCACCAAAAGAUACAUGAUAAAUCUGUUUGGUCUGAUAAUGAGCAAGAUGACGAAGUGAAUGGUGACAAAGAAGCUAAGCUUCCACGUCGGUUUUCAAUGCGAGGGACACGGAAGAGGUUGCGUCGGACGCUGUCCCUCCCCUCUCGCCCCUCGGCGAGAAGACCGGAGGCGCACGUGGGAUUAUCGGGUGCGUCGUCGGGCAAGCCGCCUCAGUGGAAGGCGGUAGAAAGCGACAGUUGGGACGCACUGAAGCAGCCCGUGAAAGAUGCCCAAGAGCCGCCGAAGGAAACGCGGCCUCCGAGAGAGGCGCCCAAAUCGCCGGCGAGACCGACACCGCCUCCGAAACCGCCCCGCAAUCCGGCGAGUCCCACGUCGCCCGGAUUGAAAAAGAUCCUGCAAGAAGCGGAGUCGAGAGACGCAGCCACGGGGAGGGACGCGGAGGGGCGCGCGAACGCCGUCCCAAGAAAGGUGGAGGUGGUCGUGGACGUCUGCAAGCCGCUGCGCAUCCCCGCCGGCGGCUGCGGCAAGCAGGGGGAGAAGAACGGCGUGAAACUCGGGGCCGGGAAGUUGUUGGAGGAGGGCCGCUCCACGGGGGAGCAACUGGUGUGUCAGUCGGCGGUUGGGCUUCGCCGCAAAAAUGCAACGAGGUCCAAGAUUUUUCUCAACCAGGACAGCGCGGAGAUGGAUGCCCUCCUGCCUGACGUGAAAGAAGACGCUUCGUCUCUCUCGCAUCAAGACAGCGACUCGAUGGACACCUCCGAAUCGGGCGACGAGGGAGAAGACAAGAGACCGCGGAGACGGCUGACGAAGAUAGAGCGUCAGCAGCGGAUGUCGGUGUUGCAGUCUGAGCGAAGCUCUCGGCAUCACGAGCAACAGCGGCUUAACAAGGCGCAGAUGAUGCAGCGUGAACUUCAGGAGUUGGAGGAGAAGCAGAGGAUCCUGGAGGAGGAGGGGGUGAAAAUAGAGAAGAGAUUAAGAGGAGAUGGGGUGGACAAUGACAACCCCGUGCUGAUGCAGGAGUGGUUCAAGCUCAUCGGUGAGAGGAACCUGCUGCUGCGCAAGGAGUCCGAGCUCGUGAUCAUGAUGCAAGAACUGGAGCUGGAAGAUAGGCAAGGGCGUCUGCAGCAAAGACUUGACGACCUCAGCGCCUUAAAUGCGUCGGAGUAUGAUGAAGAGGAGCAGCAGGAGCUGGAUCGACUGUUGCAGGAGAAGCUGGAGGUCGUGGAGCAGAGGAACACUCUGGUGUCCCUCCUGGAGGAGCAGAGGCUCUUGGAGAAAGAGGAAGACAAAUAGCUGUCUGAGACCCUGGGCAUGCUGUACUAAGUCUGCUCGUGAUGAACUGUAAGACGGCAGAGAGAGAUCACGUUUGGUUCCGGUGCAAAUAUGACAUAACUUCGUCUCUCUAUCGAUAUCGAGUCAUCCCCGUAGCUGGGAAUUUUUGUAACACGGCACGAAUCGCAACUGGUGGCAAUGAAGUUCAUUCUGCAGGGGAUUGUCGAAGCAAGGCUCUGGGGAGUGUAGUGGGUGACAUAAAACCAAUUCGAGCACGUUUCUGUAAAUGAGAAGUUCGCCAGACAGAAACGUAUAUCCAGGCUGGAAGCAAAUAAGAGGCAUAAUAAUAAAACCUGCAAAAAGGUAAUUUGUAGAUGGCAAAAGGGCACGAUUGUGACCAGGUGAUCAGUCCUCCCAUCAUGCCUUGCAUGACACGUGACAUCACCACUGCAUGUGAUGCACAGCUGGGUCUAUAUGCUCCCGUUUAUUUACACUUCACCUCACCACACUCACUGCCGGUGUGCAAUACGGUCAAAUGACCCUCGUGAUCCGCACGGCGUGGGGUAGGCCUCAUCCAGCAGUGGAUUGAAAAGAGGGGGGAUUGUAGACUGUUGGAGAUAUUUGGAUUUACAUGUAAACUUAGAUAUUGGGAUGUACACGUGGACUGUUGGAGAUACUGGGAUGGACACGUGGACUGAUGGAGAAAUUGGGAUGUACAUGUAGGCUGUUGGAGAUAUUUCUGUCAGUGGGCAGUUAUGACUGGAAAAUAACUUGGAUGUCUUUGCAUCCCGUUGCUGAUGUUGACAAAACGUACAGGCAUUUACCUAUGCGACGUAUCGAUCAAGACGGGCCCUCAAUGGUAUUCCCGCACCUCUGAUUUAGCACGAUUGGCUACGUACGGUGCGAAAGAAGUUCAACAUGCAUACGUACAAGCAAGAAGAGAUGAGAGUCAAUUAUUAAAAAUUUAGAGUUUUUUAAACGUGAUUUAAUUUUAAAUCCGUGUGAUCGCACAUGUGAGCGGGGGGGGGGGGGGGGGGGGGGGAAGGUGGCACAGUGGUGAAAUAAAGUCCCCACACAGCUCCCAUGAUCGAUAAGUUCUGGGCAAGGUUUUCAUCCAACAGCAUAUUGACAAAGGGCUCUACAUUUGAACCACAAACUAUUUAAGGACAAUCCAUCCUUAUUUUGCGUGCAAAUAUCGCCCUCAAUAACGGUGACGUCCGGUGCACAUUAUAGCAGAACGGGAGUGGUACGGGGGGGGGGGGGGGGGGCGGGGGCACGGAGCAUAAGGAAUGAAAAAAUAAACCCAUCGCGUCCUCCGAGGUGAACAAAUAAACAUUCUUGGCCAUUAAAUGCAUCUAAUAAAUAUAGAAAUACAUUAAAGAGAGUAUACACCCUGCAGGUAAGCACGCUGACUGGCAAAAC
Messenger RNA from Petromyzon marinus (sea lamprey), 5967 nucleotides. RefSeq names its product F-actin-monooxygenase MICAL1-like. NCBI's taxonomy places the organism in Eukaryota, Metazoa, Chordata, Hyperoartia, Petromyzontiformes, Petromyzontidae. The record is from RefSeq and is a predicted model, not a curated record. Gene Ontology annotation, molecular function: protein binding; FAD binding.